Molecule: messenger RNA, 1688 nt
Organism: Phragmites australis (common reed)
Lineage: Eukaryota; Viridiplantae; Streptophyta; Magnoliopsida; Poales; Poaceae
Exons: 1
Coding region: 1-1482 (493 amino acids)
Molecular function (GO): DNA-binding transcription factor activity
Source: RefSeq, a predicted model, not a curated record
AUGGACUUGCGAACCUUAUACUUCCAGGCGGCCGAGGCGGCGGCCGAGGCAGUUCAUGCAGUAGAUGAUGAAGUGCCGGAGCCCAACUCGAAUUCUGUGCUGAUGAAGCUCGAUGUCCAAGUCAUGGCUGACGCGCCGGCGUCGUGCCAGGGCAGUGGCGUUGCUGCAAUGGGGCUUGGCGAUGCGGAGAUUGGCAAUGGCAAGGCCGCCGAGGGUGGCGGCGGUCGUGACCUUACGUGCCCCGAGUGCGGCAAGGCGUUCCUGUCGGACAAGGCCAUGUACGGGCACCUGAGGUCCCACCCGGAGAAGGGCUACAAGGGGGCAACCCGCCCGACGACGGCCAGAGCCGCUUCUGCCGUUGCUGGAGACAAGAAGCUGAGGAAGGCGCCGCGGAAGGAGGCUGAGUUGUCGGCGAUCAACUCGACGGCCGUAGAGAAGAAGCCAUGGGAGGAGGCCGAGCUCUCGACCAAGUGGCCAGUGAAGGCGAAGCGCGGGCGCGCGCCGUCCACACCCAGUGCGGGGAGCUCGCCCGUGGCGGCGACGCUGUCGAGCAGCUGCAGCGAGGAGGAGAAGGCUGCGAUGAUCCUAUUGGAGAUGGCGUCUGGGCGCCCGACUUCAGAACACGAGCAGCCAAUACAACCGAUUGAUGCCCCCGACGCCUUCUCUGGGCACCAGCCUAUGCUACUAGAUCAUGUCGCCGCCGGUAACCAGAUGGCGGAAGUCCAACAGCCUAUACGACCAGAUCAUGUCGCCUUUGCUGUCACGGGCUACCAGAUGCCGGAAGCCGAGCAGGUUGUUCGACCGGAGCUUGUCCCUGAGAUCAUCGAGGAGUCGCCGACGCCGAAGGCAGAGGAGGUCACGAAACUGGAGCUUGCCACAGAAGCUGUCCACGUCGUGGUCCCUGCGAACAAGCUCAUCGUCCCCAGCACUGGCUAUGGCGCGGGCACCAUGAAGGUCGAGAAGCGACGACUCCUGGAUCUCGAGCAGAUGGCAGCAUCGCCAGCACCAGCAGAUGGCGCCGACGUCAAGCCGCCGGCGAGGCGCAUACCGUCGCCAGCGUCGGACAAGAAACACGAGUGCCCGACUUGCCACAAGUCGUUCCCAACCUACCAAGCCCUAGGCGGACACAUGGCCAGUCACGUCAAGGGCAGCAAGCACAGCGCGCGGCACGACGCGCUUGCCAUGUCCCAGGCCGUGCACAACGUCUUGGCGCACCACACCCAGGGCGGCAACGUCGUCACCGGCGGCGUGGGCGCGGGCGCUGGAGCUGGCGCGGACCAGGAGCGCCAGGACGUCCAGCCGCCGCACGUGUGCGCGCAGUGCCACCUGACCUUCCCCACAGGGCAGGCGCUCGGCGGCCACAAGCGUAAGCACUGGCUCCCGGAGAAGCAGCGCACCCAAGCUGCACGCGCCGCGGCGGCGCCGCGGGACUUUGACCUCAAUGAGCUGCCCAAGGAAAGGGGAGGGGAGAAUCAGCCCUAGCUAGCUAAGCCUUGGAACAUUUGGUCUCUGCUUUAAAAUCCGUGCGGCUGAAGGAAGCAUCAAUUUUGAAGGGAUAUUACAGGAAGUAUCACUGCAGUGUCCUAGUGUGUCGUCACUGUGUCAUUUAGGGGUUUACAAUGUUCAGUUGUCAGCUCUUGUGAUAUUUGCUUCGAAACACAUGAGCUCACCAGCGGUAUCUGGUUAAA